UCCUCUAAAAUUUCACCUGCGGUGGCUUCUCUGUCCACAAUGUCUCCUGGACUGUCCUCAUUGCCAUCUACAGUGACACCUGCCGUGGCUUCUCUGUCCACAAUGUCUCCUGGACUGUCCUCAUUGCCAUCUACAGUGACACCUGCCGUGGCUUCUCUGUCCACAAUGUCUCCUGGACUGUCCUCAUUGCCAUCUACAGUGACACCUGCCGUGGCUUCUCUGUCCACAAUGUCUCCUGGACUGUCCUCAUUGCCAUCUACAGUGACACCUGCCGUGGCUUCUCUGUCCACAAUGUCUCCUGGACUGUCCUCAUUGCCAUCUACAGUGACACCUGCCGUGGCUUCUCUGUCCACAAUGUCUCCUGGACUGUCCUCAUUGCCAUCUACAGUGACACCUGCCGUGGCUUCUCUGUCCACAAUGUCUCCUGGACUGUCCUCAUUGCCAUCUACAGUGACACCUGCCGUGGCUUCUCUGUCCACAAUGUCUCCUGGACUGUCCUCAUUGCCAUCUACAGUGACACCUGCCGUGGCUUCUCUGUCCACAAUGUCUCCUGGACUGUCCUCAUUGCCAUCUACAGUGACACCUGCCGUGGCUUCUCUGUCCACAAUGUCUCCUGGACUGUCCUCAUUGCCAUCUACAGUGACACCUGCCGUGGCUUCUCUGUCCACAAUGUCUCCUGGACUGUCCUCAUUGCCAUCUACAGUGACACCUGCCGUGGCUUCUCUGUCCACAAUGUCUCCUGGACUGUCCUCAUUGCCAUCUACAGUGACACCUGCCGUGGCUUCUCUGUCCACAAUGUCUCCUGGACUGUCCUCAUUGCCAUCUACAGUGACACCUGCCGUGGCUUCUCUGUCCACAAUGUCUCCUGGACUGUCCUCAUUGCCAUCUACAGUGACACCUGCCGUGGCUUCUCUGUCCACAAUGUCUCCUGGACUGUCCUCAUUGCCAUCUACAGUGACACCUGCCGUGGCUUCUCUGUCCACAAUGUCUCCUGGACUGUCCUCAUUGCCAUCUACAGUGACACCUGCCGUGGCUUCUCUGUCUACAACGUCAGGUUCACAGUUGCCAAAAAGGCAAAAUGUGAUUAAAUGCCCACAUUGUUCCCUCACUGUACUAAAAAAGAACUUGAAUAUCCACAUUAACAGAAAACAUACUGACCAUUCGAAAGAUAUUACAAUGCACUCGCAUCUUUCCAGUGUGUGUGUUGAUCCCUCAAAUGGACUGUCAGCAGUUCAAAGAAGUGGUCAUGGUUUCACUAUACCAGUUCAUGUUCAGAGAAAGACGUGGGGCAAAACUCAUUAUGUUAGAUGUGAGUUGGAGGAGUGUCGCCAGUACCAGCUACUUGCUCACCGGAGUGGACACAUGUUUAGUGUCUGUGAACACCUUCGUUCACUGGAUUAUUGUUUUGAGACAGCAUUUGAGGAGCACCUGGAACCGAGAGUCCUUGAUGAGAUGGUCGAGCUUAAAUUCAUUGGAGAGUCAAAGAAGGCAGUUUGUUUGAAAAGACAAAAAAUAGCUCAGACAGCUCAUGCUCCAUUUUCAGUGUUGGUGGCAUUAGGUGAAUCUCAAAAGCAAAUCACUCUCUCCAUACAUGAGCCUACUGUUCAUCACUAUAAUCGCCUUGGGAGAGUAAUGGUAACAUACAAUUCAACUGCAAGUACUUGGCACUGCCCAUGUGCAAAGCCACGAGUGUCUUGUCCUCACAAAAACAUAGCUAAAUGGCACUUAUUCCAAACAAAUAAGAACUUGUUCACAACACACAAAAAAUCUAAAUCUAGUGACGCCUUGGGUUCCCAUCUCUCAGAAGAGCACAUCUUCACCUCCCCAAUUGACCUUCAAAGCACUGUGCAAUAUAUAUAUAAUAAGAAGAAAAUUCCAGCUAAUCUUCCAGAAGCAGCAACCAAAUCAAAGGAAUUUUCAUCAACUUAUCUUCCAGUUGAAACAAUGUGUAUGAUCUGCAGUGGUGAGACUGCACUUGACAUGCCACUGCUGACUACUGCAAAAGCUAAAAUUGUCACCAUGGAAAGUGUCAUUGAGAACAUCUCUACUUACACCAGAAGAUGCCCAGGGUGUAAUAUGAUUUAUAGGUACCAGGAAUGGCAGGAUGGUCUCCACAAUUUUGAUGAUCACGUGCUUCUGAGUCUCGAAUUGUGUCUGUACCUAAGACACAGUUUACAGAACCAUGUAUCAGUUUCCAGGGCUAUAGAUACUUUGGAGCGCCUCCGGAGAAUAAAAUACCCCAACAGAGACACCAUAAUCCAUGGUUAUGGUCAUUUUGAGGCCUUGACAGAUACUGAAUACUUGUAUUCUUGUGUUAACUGUGGUUACCAUCCUCCCGUGGUCAUCAUGGACUUGCACAAGAAGGGUGUUUUUAGCAUGUCAGUGAGUGACCUCAAAGAGCCUCCAGCUGAUUUCGGAGGGGAAGUUGACAUCGAGGAUUUCUGGAAAUCAGUAAAUCUUGAGAUGAUUGCCCGAGGAUUUGUUCCCAGCCGGGCCAAAAAUCCAUUUGCUGUUCAACCUAGCUAUGAAAGGUGGGCUCCAUGGAUUGGAAGCAAGACUAGGAAGGAUAACACUGUAUUGAAUACAGAAUAUGCUAAAGUUGUUACAGCGAAGGUCACAUCAGCUGAAGCUCAAAUGAUGAAUGUCUCAGAGGACCGUCUUGUGGAUGAGCUGAUGAAGCAGAAGGUCAGUGUUGUCCGAAAUCUAUGCAAGGCCUGUAAUAUUGAUUCUAAAGGUUCUCGUAUGGAUCUAGUUUCAAGAUUAAGAGCGGAGAUGCAGAACAGGCAGUCAUAUGACAAAAUGUUCCAGAAAAUCUGGGGAGCAUCAGGUGGCUGGUCAGUUAUCCUAUGCCCACAUGGUGUGGUGUAUAGUAUAAAGUUCAAUUUGAGAGCCGAAAGUCCCAGAGAUUUUGCGGACUUGUUGUUGUCAUGGAAGCACAUUCCUAAUGUUAAUGUCUAUGACUUUGCGCGAGGCUUGGCCACACAUGGUAAUUUGCGAGUACCCACUGCUAUUCCAUUUCAACCUCAUGAAGGGAGACUAGCUGAGCCAACACCAGUGAACAUAAGUUCAGCAAAGAAGGGCAAACUAAAUGUCUCUCUUCCUUGGUUGCUUGAGAAGACAGACAAUUUGAAUACCAAAUGCCAUCCCAUCACAGGAUCAUCUGAGCACUACGUGUUGUAUGACAAACUUCAUGAAUCGAACACAAAAGAACCCCAGGAAGUACUCAGAAGAAUCAGCCUGGUCCCAGAGCUACAGGGUUGGCUAAAUAGUCAAAUAGCAGAACAGUUUUUUGCAAGCUUGCGAAAAAGCAACUAUUUCCUGAACAACAUGGCACCAUCAAUGCAUAUCUUUAUGAUGCGCAACAUAAUUCAUCAUAAGAACACAUCCACAAACCAGAAGCUUCUGGAAGUACAGCUGCAACGUGGUCACAAACCUCAUGGAAUUGAAGAUAUCACCCUGUCUGACUUGGGACAAGCUUUUCUAGCCCCACGAGCCUGUGAAAGAGAAACCGUCAGGCAACAUCCACAUCACAUAAACCAGGACAUUAAAGACUGUGGACCUCAAUGUGAAGCAUUCACCAAGUGUGAAAAUAUUUCAGCCUGUCGAGCAUCUUGGACUUUGGGAAAUCAUCCAGCUCAAAAAGAACUACUAAACUACAUACUGGACAUUGAGAGACCAGGAAAGGAACUGAUCGUUCGAACAACGAACAAUGCUGUCCUAAACCGUGCUGACUUUUGGACACUGGGCUUUAACAGAGACAUGGAGUCAACUAUUGGAAAUGGUUGUUUUGAGUUGAUUAAAAGCAUUGCAUACUCAAAGGGCAAGAACAUUUAUGUAGCUAAUCUUCAUGUUGUACCAACAUGGCUGCCACCAAACAACUGUGAUCCAUUUUUGAGUCUACCUGAAGAUGCUCACUUGAAAGAUGCCCUUGUGAUUCCGAUUUGGAUACCUGGACACUACCAGUUGUGUGUUUUGAAGCCAGCCCAGAAAGUAAUUCUCUUUGUAGACUCUAAGUGUUUUGAGACACCACUCGGAUUUGGUAACCAGAGAUACAAAGCUCUUUUGAGGUUUUUUGAGAAAUUUACUUAAAAUGCGCGGUUGCGCUUUUGUUCAAAAAGGUCACGUUCUUAUGACCUGUCUCUACACUGCAAGGUCAUCUUAUUUCAGGGAUUGUUCAGUUGGAGCUGUUUUUCAACUGUAUGAAGGUUUGUACUUGUUCUAAUGUACUUCAGGUUUCUCAGACCUUUUUUGUAUUCGUGAUGAUUUCAGAUUUAAACACCUUUGUUUCAUUGUGACAGCUUAUGGUCUAAGAAAUCUGUGUGAUCUGACAAUGCUUGCAUGUUCAGUUGUCAAGUAAUAGUCACAGUUCUGUGACUUAUUGCAUGAAGUUCAUAGUAUUGUAUGUUUUGUUCAGAUGUUGUUUUCCUAUAUUUUGCAUGAAGU
Messenger RNA from Pimephales promelas (fathead minnow), 4443 nucleotides. Lineage: Eukaryota; Metazoa; Chordata; Actinopteri; Cypriniformes; Leuciscidae. The record is from RefSeq and is a predicted model, not a curated record.